Molecule: messenger RNA, 4441 nt
Organism: Phasianus colchicus (ring-necked pheasant)
Lineage: Eukaryota; Metazoa; Chordata; Aves; Galliformes; Phasianidae
Gene: KBTBD11
Product: kelch repeat and BTB domain containing 11
Molecular function (GO): protein binding
Source: RefSeq, a predicted model, not a curated record
UGGAGAUAAACUCUGCUUUCUGCGACCUAUUUUUUAGUGUUGGGUGCUAAGAACCUAACACCAACCCUUUGCUAUGGGAAUGGCAUGCUAACAAUAAAUGCUCUGAUUCACUCAGUCAAAGACAAAUCUCGUCAUGGGAGAGCUUUCCUCUUAGCCUGUAGUUUUCUUUCAUCUCUUCUUCGCUGCACUCCUUCAGUUCCUCAGCUAAAUACAAGCUACUGUACACAUUUGUAUAUACAGUGUGGGAAAUCCUGAUGCUCUUGAAGUUAAUAGGAAUUUUCCCUUGGUUACAACAGGGGUGGGAUUUAAUGUGAUGUGAGACUCUUCCCUUAUCAGAAAGCACAGUGAAACUGAGAUAAAGUGGUCAGUGCAGAGACAACAUGUUUCUUGUUUAAUAACAACUGAUAUUAGGGUCUCGAAGGACUUCGAUUUUCACAGCAAAGCUUUAGAGUAAACAUUGUUGGAGACUAUUGCUUUGUGAACUUUGGAAUUUGCCACACAUUGCAGGAUGGUUCAAAUGUGGUGCUGGAAAAGGACGGCACAGACUGCCCGCAUCUGUUCAUACAGUGACAUUCACAGGUGCUCUUGGUUUGUCAGGAUGAGGUCUGUACCAUUCUGGUGUUCUACUUUUGUGAGGUAUGAUCAGAAGGUCUUUGUGAUGGGCAGCAGAGUUGCAAAUGUCUGUCAGACUGGUGGUAUCUUAGCCCCAUGUCUGGACAGAAUCCCUGCCAAGACAUUCUGCAGCUUCACAAGACAGGAGGAAUGCAUAUGAGGAGCGGUGAUAUGAAGAAACCUUCUUGAAGUUCAUGUAGAAGAAACCUUGGCUUGUAGGAAAUCUUCUAGAACAGAUUGCAACCAUUGUCUUCCCCUGAAGUAGCUGUACAAGAUGAACAGUCUGUGAUAAUACUCCUAACUAUCUGACUUGAAAGAACAUGUUUUCGGGUUGCUCAGCAUGGUGUGGGGACCAGUUACCAUGAAAGGAUGCUGCACAUGAAAACUGUUUAAAAUUUUCAUAUAAUAACAGAAAUAACAGAAGUGCUUUGCAGGCGAUUGAGGUGUGCUAUUCAUAAAGAGAAGACAUUCAGGUUUUCAUGGGCAGUGUCUGACUGAGGAGUAGCCAUUGCUGGCCAGGCCACAGAAGCUCAAGACUCUCUGAUGUCCCCCAGCAGGUGAUGGGCAUUCCAGUGCGACCAAGGCCUGUCCAGAGCAGAGCUGUGCAGCACCAGAGCAGCUAGCGUGGCUGUGGCGGAGUGUGGCUCCAUGGAGGGCAGCGGCACAGUGGAGGAGGAGGAGAGUGGGGCUGGGUCUGGAGCCCCACCACUCACCCUGUCCUCCCCCUGCAGCUUCAGCUCUUCUCUGUGCUUCAGCUCUGCCACCUCUGAGCAGGGAGCCCCGUCACCAUCCUCUACCGGCAGUCAUGUGGUGGAAAGCCAGUGGGAGCUCAACAGCGUGGCCUCUGAGUCAGAGGAGGAGGAGGCGAGUGCACGGGAGCCACCAGCUGGCACACAGCCUUCAGGGCGGCCAGCCGAGGAGCCUGACCUUGUGAUUGAGGUAUCAGGGCAGCGCAUCCGGGCACACAAGUCAGUGCUGGCGGCCAAGAGCGAUUACUUCCGAGCCCGCGCCUCACGAGACAUCCUGCGGGUGAAGGGGGUGAGCUACGGGGCGCUGAGGCUACUCAUUGACUAUGUCUACACAGCCCGCAUGGGUGAGGUGCGGCACGACAACCUGGCCGAGGUAGUGAGUGGUGCCCGUGUCCUCCAGAUGCCCUGCGCCUUGCACUGUGCUGCCGAGGCCAUGCGCGCCCAGCUGCGCCUUGACAACUGCUAUCAGCUCCUCUGCCUGGCCAAGAAGCAACGACUGGCGGAGCUGCGGGAGGCCGCCUACCGCUUCAUGAGUGACCACUAUCUGGAGGUGCUGCGUGAGCCAGGCGUCUAUGGCCGUCUCAGUGGGGCAGAGAGGGACCUUAUUCUGCAGCGGCGCCUGGAGGCUGGCCGGCGCUGCCUAUUGGUGGCUGAAGUCAGUGAUGCUUUCGAGCGGCCUGGUGGUGGCAGCCGUCCACAGAGCCGUGAGAGCAGCCGCCCGCAGAGCCCCUCUUCUGUGAUGUCCUUAGAGGAGAGUGGCUCCCUCAUCCAUUGCUACCAUGAGGCCAGCCAUGAGUGGAGGGUGCUGACGCGUCUGCCUGAGGAGGCCAAUGCCAAGGGCUGCGCCAUGUGUGUCCUCCACAACUACCUCUUCCUGGCAGGGGGCAUUGUUGCAGGGCCGGCGGGCAGCGAGCCGCGGGCUCGCCUCUCUGACAAAGUCUUCUGCUACAACCCCCUCACUGACACAUGGAGCCAGGUACGCCCACUGGCACAGCCUCGCUCACAGCUGAAGCUGCUGGCUCUGGAUGGCUACCUCUACGCUGUGGGGGGUGAGUGCCUCUUCACCGUGGAGAAGUAUGACCCACGGGCUGAUCGCUGGAGCCCUGUUGCGCCACUGCCCAAAGGAGCCUUCGCUGUUGCUCAUGAGGCCACCACUUGCAAUGGGGAGAUCUAUGUCUCGGGAGGAUCCCUUUUCUACCGACUGCUCAAGUAUGACCCCAAGCGUGAUGAGUGGCAGGAGUGUCCUUACAACAGCAGCCGUCGGCGCUCCGCCGACAUGGUGGCCUUCAAGAACUUCAUCUAUCGCUUUGACGUGAGCAGUGGCCGUGGUGGAGAGCAGGGUCCAGGUGGUGGGACUGGCGGUGGUGUUGAAGUUUUUCGAUACAACACAGUGGCCAAGCGCUGGAGCCAGUGUGCCAGCUUGCGGCCCAGCAGUGGCCCCGUCCAGCCCUUCCGUUGUGCUGCCUUGGGUAACACCAUCUACUGUGUCAACCGGACUGGCACUCUCCGCUUCAACUUAGCCCAGGAUGGUGAGGUGGAAGCGGAUGGUGGGCUCAAGGGUACCUUUGAUGGUGAGCUUCUCAAAGCUCCAUUUGAUGCUAAGGGCCUCCUCCUACCCUUUGUGCUUACUCUUCCGGAGAAGCUGGAGAAAGCUGGGGACCAAGAGGGUUCCCUCUCGCUGUGAGUGGCCAGUCUCGCUCUGGCCCGCCGGUCAGAGGGCUAGAUUACUGCUUUUGGGGAACACGCAAAUUCACUCCCACAGAAGGGACUCUCUCCAACAUGUCUGCAGAGAGAAGGGGCUCUCCCCCUUCCCCUCCCAAGGUUUUGGUCUGGAAGUGCUUGGUUGUCACUUGGGUAACUCCUACUGUGUUGCCUUGCUUUGUGUGGAAAGCUGAGCAAACCAGAGGAGAAGCUGCUAUAAAAAGAUAAUCUCUGGAUUAUGUUUGUGUCAGUUCCUGACACUUUUUUGCACCUGGAGUUCUAAAAAUUCCUGACAACAGUGUCAUAAUGAAAUGUUCUGGUUAGUAUUGGUUGUGUGUAUGCAUGUAGUUGUGAUCUGGGCUGGAGCCUCUUCUGCCACCUGUUUUCUUUUUUAUCCUGGAUGAUUCCAGGGGAUAAGCACUGCUGGCAACAUUGCUUAACUGUAUUUGUUCUUAUGUCAAAUCAACUGUUUCCUCUGCUAGAAAAGUAUAGGAAGAUCAUCUCAAUCACAGCGUCUCAGUGCAAUAGAUUGCUAGAUUGUUUUAGGAAGACAUGGCACUGUGUGGUCCCAGGAAUUUCAACCGUGAUGAUGUAACAGAUACCAGACUUAAAGCUUUAAGCAACACAAAUGUGUGCCGCAUGUUCAUAUUUGGAAUAUACAAAAAAAAAAAAAAAAAAAAGGAAGUUGUUUAAAAUGUGGCGUGUCAUGGCAGAUAUGAAAUGUUGAUAUGUUCUUUAUUUGAAAAAGGCAAUGGUUUCUGUAUAAAAAGACAUUGUUUUAUUACUUUUUUAUCAGAGAUUUUAAAUUAUAACAAAAGUGGACCGAAGCUGUUUGGACUAUGGCAGAUUUACAUGACCAUAUAGACCACUAGAGCUGUGGGAAAUGUUUUGUACUUCAACUACUCUUUAAUUAACUGCAGGUCGAGGAAAAUUAAUCUAAACCAAAUGUAAAUUCUUUGAAACUGUCUGUAGACAGCUUAAAUGUUUCAUUGUAUGUUCAGUACCCUGUGGCAAGAGGCUUUUCCAACUUAAUGCAAGACCAUCAAAGGAGGACAUGGUAAACAGGAAUGUGCUACACAUGUUGAUUUUAUUGUGCACUAGCGUGAUGUUAUUUCCCUAUCUUUGGAUUGAAAGACUGCUUUAUUUAUUUUGAUUGAUUGCUGUAGUCAAUAAGCCCUUGUCAACUGCAGUACAUGCUGAUGGCCUAUGCUGUCAUUGGGAUUCCAAACCACUCAGGUGCUGUUUAUGGAGCAGCAUCCUAACGAGACACAACCCCAGAGAAAUUCUUCUUGCCUGUGCAAAGUCGGAGCAUACUUUUUUUGUUGUGUUACUUGGAACUGGAAAAGCAUAAACUGUCUACACAGACAAACUAUACUGAA